This is a messenger RNA of Antrostomus carolinensis (chuck-will's-widow), 1452 nucleotides long. RefSeq names its product alanine--glyoxylate aminotransferase 2 (gene AGXT2). The record is from RefSeq and is a predicted model, not a curated record. Bases 43 to 1452 code for a protein of 469 amino acids. Gene Ontology annotation, cellular component: mitochondrion. Gene Ontology annotation, molecular function: pyridoxal phosphate binding; L-alanine:glyoxylate transaminase activity. The transcript has 13 exons. Gene Ontology annotation, biological process: glyoxylate catabolic process. Lineage: Eukaryota; Metazoa; Chordata; Aves; Caprimulgiformes; Caprimulgidae.
AGGCAGCAGAAAUGGAAAAACUCUGUCUCCACACAAGCAAAAAUGCCUCCUUGUGAUUUUGUACCUGAAAAAUACACAUCCUAUCCAUAUGAACGUAUGCAGAAGAUUCGUGAACAAAAUAUUUCUCCUGCACUGCGAAUGUAUUAUAAGAAGCCAUUGCUGCUGCAUCAAGGACAUAUGCAGUGGUUGUUUGAUUAUAAAGGACAAAGAUACCUUGAUCUCUUUGCUGGAAUUGUCACUGUCAGUGUUGGUCACUGUCACCCGAAGGUAACUAUGGCUGCCCAGAAACAGCUUGCUCGCCUCUGGCAUACCACCAAUAUCUACAUGCACCCGUCAAUCCAAGAGUAUGCUGAGAAGCUGACUUCUCUUCUUCCAGAGCCACUUAAGGUCGUCUAUCUAACCAACAGCGGGUCAGAAGCCAAUGAUUUGGCUAUGUUUAUGGCAAGGAUAUAUACUCGUAACUUCGACAUCAUCUCUUUCAGAGGAGGAUACCAUGGAGGCAGCCCUUACGCGCUGGGACUGACAUCUAUUGGUCCUUAUAAGCAUGGUGUUGCCAAUGGCUUUGGCUGUUCAACAACAAUGUUACCAGAUGUUUUUCGUGGUCCAUGGGGAGGCAGCCAUUGUAGAGAUUCUCCAGUGCAAACUAUUCGAAAAUGCAGCUGUUCUGAAGGUGUAUGUCAUGCAAAUGACCAGUACAUAGAACAGUUCAAAGAUACUCUGAAUACCUCAGUGCCAAAGACCAUAGCUGGAUUUAUUGCUGAACCAAUUCAAGGGGUUAAUGGAGCUGUUCAGUACCCAAGAAUUUUCUUAAAGGAAGCUUAUCGGCUUGUACGGGAAAGAGGAGGCCUUUGUAUUUCAGAUGAAGUACAGACAGGAUUUGGACGAACAGGCAGCCAUUUCUGGGGCUUUCAAACACAUGAUGUGAUCCCUGACAUUGUUACUUUGGCAAAAGGAAUUGGUAAUGGCUUUCCAAUGGCAGCUGUUGUUACAACAAAAGAGAUUGCAAGUUCCUUGGCUCAAAACCUUCACUUUAAUACGUUUGGAGGAAACCCUUUGGCCUGCGUAGUUGGAGCUGCAGUUCUUGAUGCUAUUGAAGAAGAUGGUCUACAAAAAAACAGUGAGGUUGUGGGAACAUAUAUGCUACUGGAGCUGGCUAAACUACGGGAUAAAUUCGAGAUUGUUGGAGAUGUCCGUGGCAAGGGACUCAUGAUUGGAGUAGAAAUGGUGACAGAUAAGGACAGUCGCCAUCCUCUUCCAGCUGAAGAAAUCAAUCAGAUCUGGGAGGACUGCAAAGACAUGGGAGUUCUGAUCGGCAGGGGUGGACUCUACAGUCAGACAUUUAGAAUUAAACCUCCUAUGUGCAUUACCAAAAAUGAUGUCGACUUCGCUGUGGAAGUAUUUCAUUCUGCUUUACAGAGACACAUGGAAAGAGCAGCUGCAAAAGAGACUUGA